Molecule: messenger RNA, 1941 nt
Organism: Sciurus carolinensis (gray squirrel)
Lineage: Eukaryota; Metazoa; Chordata; Mammalia; Rodentia; Sciuridae
Exons: 2
Coding region: 65-691 (208 amino acids)
Source: RefSeq, a predicted model, not a curated record
CACACAAAGCUGCUGUUCACAGUUUAGGACUACCUGAAAAUGCACUUCUUGAAAUCAGAUUUGGAUGGGGUGGAGGGUGGGGGGAACGUGGAUUUACACAGCCACUGCCUUGUGUUUUCCCAGCUUUUGUCCAGUGGAAACUGAGUCUCCAGAAGAAGCUGGCGCCUCGCAGGUCGGCCCAGUAAAGGGACGGGUGUGCCUGUUUAGCCUUCAUCUCCCAGCGGUGCCAGAUGCUGCUUGCUGCCGGUGGCGUACGAGGCGGGAUCCGCCUUGGGAGAGAAUGUUUCAGACGCCUUGGCGGGCAGAUCGGGCGGAAAAGGGAACCCUCCCCCUCCUUGCCAUCAGUCACCCUCAUCAGGACCCGGAUCCUCCCCUCCCACUCUCGUUCAUGGCUCUCGACUGGUCCCUGAGAUUCCUAGCUCGGUGCAGACUCUGCACCGCGACCACCCCGAGUGCUACGGGUCGCCAAACAGCCAGUAGGUGCGGGGUAGCAUGGAAGAGGGGAGAGACCAGGAAAAAUGCCCGGCCAGGCAGGGCGCCCCACUACCCAAUUCCACGCCGUUCCACUAGGUAUUCAAACGCCUACCCCGGAGCUUUGCAUCAUCAGGUCAUGAUUUUACCGCCUGCGCAUGGGCCGAGGGCCUGCGGGGAUCCGAAAGGCAGGGGAAAGUUUGCAGGGCUUUUAAAGUGAUCUCCAGGAGUUCCUGCUUAAGUCGUCGGGGUGCCGCCCACAGUCUCCCGCGGCGGCUCCCAUCCCCGGCACUCGAGGCCCUCCAGGGCAAUCUGCCAGAGUCCCAGGUGCCCUUUGGUCCCCAAACUCUCAGGGUCACGCUCCCAGAAGCGCGGUGGGACUCAGCGGAGCUCUGGUGUGACAGAGUUCAUUAAGAAGCCUCGAGCCCACUACAAAGCACUCGGAGUAGUUUCGAGGGCAGGAGCCACAGUCGCGCAGGAGGCAUCUCUUCACACCCUUCAGAGCACAGCCCUGGUCGCCGGGUCUCCAGAGACAAAGUCAGCGAUCCCUUAGACUUGACUUUCAGGUGGGGGUGGGCAGGACGUAGGAGGCUACCACAGGCAUCGAACAGCCCCCAAGUGCUCUGGGCUCCGGGCAGGGUCCUGUCCGCCCCUGCACUGGGCCCAGGCACCACCCACCGUGGGACCCAGGGGUAGCUGCAUCCUGUCUGAAGUUCCGCGCAGCGGCCCCGGGAUUUUCUCUAGGGGCGCGGGGCACGUCCCACGCCAAGAUAGCAGCAAAUCUUCAGCCCUCAGCCCGCACGACUGGGUGGGUGGGGGCGCUGCAUGCCGCAAUGAACUAGGAUCGCCAGGUCUGCGCGCCGCUUGGGAGACGGCGCGCGGGAGGUGACGGGUAGGGCUUGUGCUUUUCCUUUGCUGAUUCUUUUGACUUCCUACGAAGUUUCCUGAUAGGCGCCUCUGCCCCAAGGUCGGAGCCUCCCACCAGCGCUCCUUCCCCUCCCUCCUCACAGCCCGGGGAGCCGAACCAGUCGGAGUCUCUGCCCGGCCUGGCGGCGCGCUGGUCCCCGAGGCUGGGACCACGCCGCGCCACACUGCCCACCCUCCCCCUGACCUCCGCGCUGGGCGCCUCUCCCCGGGGCGAAACUCGCCGGCCCCGCUCACUGCAAGGAGACACCCGCUGCCUCCCGAGGAACUCCUAAUACCAUCCAUACAGCUUUAAUGCGUUUAUAAUUCGAUAAGUGAUUUCAAUUUGAAAUUGUUAGUAACUAAUUUUAUGGGUAAUUUUUCCACAUCAAAUAUUUAAGCAUCAGAUUAAGGGAGCCAGUUCCGACACAGGAUAAUAAGGGGGUUUCCCCCCACCCCCCACGCCUCCGCCUCCGCCUCCGCCUCCCACCGUUUCCUACCGAGUCGUUUUCCCGAAUCCCCAAAAGGUGGCAGUCGAAGCCGACUUUCCUCUUUUCCUGUGGCUCU